AUGGCGGUGUCAUACGUACCCGCCGGUCGUGUAGCCGUUAACGAAUUUCAUCGCCGAAUUGACGAUGAUGUCAUUUACUGGAAGAGGAUGCAGCAGUUAUCAGUGUUUCAAGAACCUUCAUCAGUAACAUCAGUAGCCUUCAGUCCUAUAAAACCUUACAACGUUGCGUCAACGAGCUCAGUGCGACUUUCACUCUAUGAUACUGUUGUAUGCGAACCCAUAAACUUGUUCAGCAGAUUCAAGCAAGCUGUACACGGUGUCAGGUUUAGACAUGAUGGUGAAUUAAUAGCAAUCGGCGGAGAAGAAGGUAAAGUGCGUAUUUUUGAUGUCGCUCGGUCUACAGGUGCUCGCAAGACUCCGUUGCGUAGUAUACGCGCUAGUCAAACAAGUGUAAGAUGUGUCGAGUUCUCUUCCUAUGGCAAAAUGCUGUACUCAGCGGCCUGCGAUGGGAUAGUAAAAUUGUGGGAUAUUUCAGAUACAGGGACGAAGCCAGUAUCAGAAUUCACAGCUCACAAUGAUGCUAUCCGAGCGAGCACGGUUUCGGCUCCAAAUGAUAACCUCCUUCUUACAGGAGGGUAUGAUCAUAAGGUAAAAUUGUGGGAUUCUCGGUGUGCAAGCGAGGGUCCUAGUGUAGAAAUGGAUGCUGGUUCUCCUGUAGAAAGUGUAGUGUUUUUGAAUAAUGAGCAUUUAAUUGCAACUGCCGCUGGAACAGUCGUUAGGAUUUGGGAUGUAGCUGCAGGUGGGAGACUGCUCAUGUCUUUGCAACAGCACCAUAAGACUGUCACUUCUCUUUGUUUGGGCAAAAAAGGCGAUGUGCUCCUUUCUGGGGGCAUUGACCGGAGAGUGAACGUCUUCCGUUUACUAGAUUUUUCGUUGCUUCACUCUAUGUCGAUGGCUGCACCUGUGCUAAGCUUAGCUAUGUCGCCAGACGAUCAAACGAUGGCUGUUGGAAUAGGUCAACUACUAGCCGUUCAUCGACGGGCGCCAGAGUCGAAGGCUAUGGUUAGCGCUCAAACGGUCGACAAGCGCACAAUGAUUCGUACAGCUGCCCCGAAGGCGCAUGUACAAGAAGCCGGAAAGUCAAAGCAGACUAUUGAAAUAAGCGCAAAAUCUAGUGAUCAGCAUCGCUUAUCGAAGAUAGAUUCGUUGCUGAAAGGAUACCAACAUGCAGCUGCUGUUCGUAAAAUGUUUCAUUCUUAUUAUUUCCACAGUAAAAAAGAAGAAGUAGUGGCAUGGUUACGAGUCAUUGUCCACAGAGGAGCUAUUCGUCGAGCUAUCGCAGGGCAGGAAGAUGAUAUUCUUGUCAACAUGCUUAAGUUCCUUCAUCUGCAGAUGUUCCGUGGUAGCCAUUUUGACGUUUUAAGACACGUUGUUGAUGCUUUUUUCGAUGUUUAUGCAAAUGAGGAGCUGCAUCCUAAAGUUGCGAAAUUGGCGCUCGGACUCAAGACCGCUGUGUCGAAAGAACUGGUUGUUCAGAAUCAGCUUUUGCAAACGAUCGGAGCGCUUGAAUGUAUAAUGAAUGCAGCACGAGUAUCGUCGUUACAUUAUGAGCCUCCAAAGGACAAAAGCACGCUAGCAAAAGAAGGCUUGAGGCUUCUAUCAGAGAGGCAGCGAGAUCCGUUGGGUUUGUUUGGCGAGCCUACUCUUGGAUCUCUGUCGCUGGACCUUCUUGGUAAGGAAGGGAGCACUUAG
This is a messenger RNA of Necator americanus (New World hookworm), 1692 nucleotides long. RefSeq lists its product as uncharacterized. Gene Ontology annotation, biological process: positive regulation of transcription by RNA polymerase I; rRNA processing. The coding region runs from base 1 to 1692 and encodes 563 amino acids. Gene Ontology annotation, molecular function: protein binding. NCBI's taxonomy places the organism in Eukaryota, Metazoa, Nematoda, Chromadorea, Rhabditida, Ancylostomatidae. The record is from RefSeq and is a predicted model, not a curated record. The transcript has 16 exons. Gene Ontology annotation, cellular component: nucleolus.